GAAAGCAGAUUGCUGACUGACCGGCUUGCAGUCUGAGGGAGGAAGUGGAAUGAGGCUGGUUAAUUAGGAGAAGCAGGCUGUAUCCCCGACGGGAGAGAGCAGCGAGCCGCUCCGUCUCUAUCUCUUUAAGAGCCCUGUGUGUGUGUGUGUGUGUGUGGGGGAGGGGUAUUGGCUGGGGUGGAACAGUCCUGUAAUGAGCAGAUUUUAGAGAGAGAGAGAGAGGCCGAAAAACAAGAGAGGACAGAUGACUUGGUGGAAUUGGGAUACAACAACAAUCCAGUUUUUUUUUUUAGGGGCGAGUGCUGAACCAGAGAGGACAAAGGGAGAGCGAGAGGAAUAAUUCCUCACUCUCACAUCCUCGUCUCCGGCGGGGAGGCUGAUCGUCAGAUCUCGGCGGCGCGGCAGCGGAGGACGAGGAGAGAUUCGCCCUCCGUGAUGUCUGCUGGAGGCUGACGCUGAGGCUGCCGCCACGGACGAGUCUCCUUCUUCACAGGCCAACUUCUCUGGAUGUCUAUUUCAUUUUUUAUUUAAUGGCGUACCAGUGCAGCAUCCUCCUCCUCCUCCUCCUCCCGUCUCUCUGUCUGUGUGCCGGUGCGGCAGCGGAUGUGUGGAUGCUGUGAUGUCUGACUGAGCUGAGCUCGGUCGCUGUAGCCGACACCACCACCAGCUCCACCUCCACCUCCACCGCCGCCGCCGCUCUGUGGGCCUCUGCGAGUGCUAGAAAAGCCUAGGCCUCGCUCGUCUGGAGCGCCCCGCUGCACCGGCCGAGGCUGGCGGGCUGCGCGGAGCAGGAAGGUGGAGGAGGAAGUGGAGGAGGAGGAGGAGGAUGAGGAGCACUCGGAGCCUGCAUGCCCCAUGGGAAGCAGCAUGCACAGCAGCUGCGUUCCUCGCUCCAGACCCGUCGCUGAGGCUUAGGCUGCUCCUCCAUCGCGAGGCGGCGCUCAUCGGGCCGCGUCCUGCUGCAUCUUAAACGAGUUGCUGGUGUUCUACAUCCUAAACUAAGGGGAUAGGAGGAGUCGAGGCCCUGCACCUCCAUGCUGCCGGCUUCACACGGGGCCUCCUCCCUAUUUUGCUCCUCCUGAGUGACCCGGACACUUGUUUUUUCCUUUUCUUGACGUUCUAAGGAUUUGCCGGAACCUGUUUCAUGCAUGUCCACUGGAGGCAGGUUUGACUUUGAUGACGGGGGGUCGUACUGCGGGGGGUGGGAGCAGGGUAAAGCCCAUGGGCGAGGGGUCUGCACGGGGCCCCAGGGUCAGGGCGAGUACGCCGGCGCCUGGAGCCACGGCUUCGAGGUCCUGGGCGUGUACACGUGGCCCAGCGGGAACAGCUACCAGGGCACCUGGGCGCAGGGCAAGCGGCAUGGCGUCGGGGUGGAGAACAAGGGCCGAUGGGAGUACAGGGGGGAGUGGACGCAGGGGUUCAAAGGUCGCUACGGGCAGCUGGAGAGCACGGCGAGCGGGGCCCGGUACGAGGGCACGUGGAGCAACGGGCUGCAGGACGGAUACGGCACGGAAACCUACUCGGAUGGAGGAACCUACCAGGGCCAGUGGUUGGCCGGGAUGCGUCACGGCUACGGCGUGCGGCAGAGCGUGCCGUACGGCAUGGCGGCCGUCAUCCUCUUCCCCCUGCGAACGUCCAUAAACUCCCUCCGCUCCGAGCACAGCCACGGCCCCCCCGCUGUGCUGGAAGACGCCGCCGCCACCACGCCGCCGGACGGGGGGGCGGCCGGCCUGGCCGGGAGCCCCGUGGGCCGGGGGGGCUUCGCCCUGACGGCGCCCAGCGAAGCCGAGCGCCAGAGGAAGCGGAAGGGCCGCUUCCGGCAGUCCAUCCUGAGCGGCCUGAAGCUGCGGCGCUCCGAGUCCAAAAGCUCGCUGGCCAGCCAGCUCAGCAAGCAGAGCUCCUUCUGCAGCGAGGCGGGCAUGAGCACCGUCAGCUCCGCCGCCUCCGACAUCCACUCCAACGCCAGCGAGAGCGAACCGGGCGCCCCCGUGGACGCCACCGUCACCGAGGUGUACGCCGGCGAGUGGCGGGGCGACCAGCGGGCCGGCUGGGGCGUCAGCCGGCGCUCCGACGGGCUGCACUACGAGGGGGAGUGGGUGGGGAACAAGAGGCACGGCUACGGCUGCACCACCUUCCCCGACGGCACCAAGGAGGAAGGGAAGUACAAGCAGAACGCGCUGGUCAGCGGGAAGCGCAAGAACCUGAUCCCCCUGAGGGCCAGCAAGAUCAGAGAGAAGGUGGACCGGGCCGUGGAGGCCGCGGAGAAGGCCGCCGACAUCUCCAAGCAGAAAGCGGAGAUCGCCAUGUCGAGGAUGAGCCACGCUCGUGGGAAGGCGGAGGCCGCAGGAGGAGUGGCGCUGAAGGCGACGGAGGAGUGCCGACUGGCCCGCAUCGCCGCCAAAGAGCUCUCUCCCUCCUUCCACAUCUACGGGAACGGUGAGCGCACGCCGCGCCGCUCUUAUUGUGAAAUCUGGUUCUUUUAAGUAGUUACAUUCGAC
Gasterosteus aculeatus aculeatus (three-spined stickleback) is the source of this 2498-nucleotide messenger RNA. The record is from RefSeq and is a predicted model, not a curated record. Lineage: Eukaryota; Metazoa; Chordata; Actinopteri; Perciformes; Gasterosteidae.